AUGGAGUCGUCGCCAAUCAAUCGUCUUCCUCCGGAUUCUCUCCACCAGAUCUUCUCUUCUCUUCCUCUCCGUCAGAUCAUGGUCUGCAGAUCCGUUUGCAAGUUCUUUAACCAGCUCUUAACCUCUCAGUGCUUCACGGAGAUCAUUUCCACUCGUCCUCCGUUGAAUCUACUCGCUCUCCGACCUCCUCAUCACCACAGCCACCGUCACGGAGGUCAAACGACGGCGAAUAUCCGUCCGUAUAUCCAUGUAUACGAUCCAGAGCAGAAUCAAUGGUUCAGAUUCAAUCUCGAUUUUCUCCCUUUUCGAUUGCCUCAGCCUGUAGCGUCUUCAAGCGGAUUGAUCUACCUCUGGGGAGACUCGAUCGACUCGUCUGAGUCUAGCAAAUCGCUCGUCGCUUGUAAUCCGUUGACUCGACAGUUUAAGGUUUUGCCUCAGCUGGGCUCUGCUUGGUCACGACACGGUACUGUUCUCGUUGAUUCGGUGAAUCGAGUCAUGGUUCUCACGGAGCUCGCGGCGUUGUAUUACUCAGGUACGGUGAUUGCUAACCAGUGGCUGAAAUUCUCAUCGAAUUUACCAUCGAAACCUAGAAGUCCUGUGUUAAUGUCUAGCUCUGUUUUCGCCUUGUGCGAUGUUGGAUCUCCAUGGAGAAGUCAAUGGAAGCUUUUCUCAUGUAAAUUGACGAAUCUCACAAUCACUCAUACCAAUUGGGUUUGUUUGGAGAAACAUGAAUGGGGAGAUAUCUUUGAUAUCAUCAAAAGACCAAGAUUGUUGAGAGGGAAUGGCGAUUCGAAGCUGCUUAUGAUCGGUGGAUUGAAAUCGACGUUUUCGUUGAAUCCGGCUUGUUCGACGAUACUGAUACUUAGGCUUGAUUUAGAGAGCUUGGAAUGGGAAGAAGCAGGUAGAAUGCCUCUUGAUAUGUAUAGAGGUUUUCAAGAAUCGAGUAAGUUUAAAGUUUUUGGAGGUGGAGAUAGGGUUUAUUUCUCGGCGAAAAGGAUGGGGAAGCUUGCAAUGUGGGAUUGUUGGGAAGGAUGGAGAUGGAUCGAUGGUGUACCUGGUUACGCAGAUGGUUUGUGUCGCGGGUUUGUGUUCGAUGCUAAGCUUACAAUGAUGCCAUGA
Arabis nemorensis is the source of this 1119-nucleotide messenger RNA. NCBI's taxonomy places the organism in Eukaryota, Viridiplantae, Streptophyta, Magnoliopsida, Brassicales, Brassicaceae. The record is from the annotation of a GenBank genome assembly.